CUGGAACCGACCCAUACAGAAUCAGGAAGACUCGGUUUCCCGAAAAGCUUCACGGUGGGGUGUGAAGGCCCGUGUCGCUUCCAGGGAAACAUAGUUCUGCCGCCUCCAUCGCCCGUUGUGUCUGCGAGGAGAGAACUCAGUUUCCCAGGCAGCGCUGCGGCAGCCAGUCUGAAGUCAGACUUUCCCGGCCUACUAGGAGGUUUGAACCCGGCGGCGGCAGUAGUUGCUGGCUCAGGUUUGGUGGCAUGGCCCCAGGGUCCUGCCUUUGGGACAGUGUCGGCCAAGAUUCAGUGCCUUCAGCUCUCACCUGAUAUCUGCGUAUCAAUAUAUCUGGCUUUCUCUCAGUUUCCCAAGAGCACCUGCUCCCUUGCCUAGUCCCCCAGUCACAGUUCUGGUUUGACUGGCAUCCCUGUCCCUAGUAUUGCAUCACCACUGUCCCCUUUCGAUCUCCUGUUGUGACAUUUUUGGGGGCUGUAACUUGGGUAUCUCUCGCUGGGAGAGCAAAGGGCACAAGACGCUAGGGAGCCAGAUCUCUGUCACAAGGUAUGAGCAGGAGCCUGAGCUGGUCUGAGCAGCUCGAUGCACUUCUUGAUGCUACUGAUGGAAAUGUGGCCCGGAUUAAGCAGCGGUUGUAUCCCCUUGGGGCCUCCAUUGCAGUAGGAGACCUGGCAGGGGCCUGGAUUUUCCCUCAGCACAUGCCUUCCCAGCCAGGAGUCCAAGCUCAACAGCCUUGGGCUCUAGAGACACCCAGUGGCCCAGACAGGUUGAGCUGGGGUGGAAUCUAUAGUCCAUCUUCUCUCUGGGAUGAAGUUAAUAUUCUCCGGUCCCAGCUUCGAUCUCAGGCUCAGGUGACUGAGGCACUAAAGCAGGCCGUGCAGGGCCUGCUGGAAGAGCGAGAACAACAGAAACACCAAAUCAGUGCCCUAGAAGCGUCAUUAAGGUUGCUGCAGGGGGGCCCAGAGGGAAGGACUCUACUCUUGGAGCAACGCCUGGAGGGGCUGAGAAGGGAACUGCAGGGCCUAAGGAGUCAGGUGCUGGAACAGGCCCAAGCUCAAGGCCAAGCCCAGAUGCAAACAGGACCAGGAAAGUACAGUACUACCAGUGUCCUUCACCAAGAGCUGCAGACGGAGCGGCAGCUGCUAUGGGAGGGGUCAGAGGUUUUGCUGGAGGAACUGAAGUUGCUUCGGGACCAACUGAGCCAGCACCAGGAGCUGCUGCUGAAACAGAUGACUGAGGGGCGGCAGGCUCAGGCAUGCAGCUGGAAGAUUGCCAGAGGUACACCUUUUCCAACCUGGAGCUCAACAGCUUUCAGCUCCAUGCCGAGAGUCUUGAGCAAGAAGACCUGUUCCUUCAAGGCCCCAAGAUGCUCCUGAGUGAUCUGUAAGGACUUAUAAGAGUAGUGGGAUGAAGCCUUCUUUUCCCCUUUUCUCUCUUGAUCUAACGUGUAUCUGCUCUUUCUACUGAGGCUUCUCACUGCCUGCCUGUUUCUGUCUCCCAAUUGCAAUAAAAUGGUAUAACCGUC
This is a messenger RNA of Tupaia belangeri chinensis (Chinese tree shrew), 1522 nucleotides long. It is a transcript of the gene CCDC163, whose product is annotated as CCDC163 homolog. The transcript has 8 exons. The record is from RefSeq and is a predicted model, not a curated record. Lineage: Eukaryota; Metazoa; Chordata; Mammalia; Scandentia; Tupaiidae. The coding region runs from base 546 to 1373 and encodes 275 amino acids.